AUGACAGAGACAUCAGAGAGAGUAUAUCCAGCCUCCUGGAAUGCUGAACUUAGAAAAGAAAUAGCCAUGUUUCAUUCGGCAAUGGGGACAGAGCGAACAGCCCUCAAUCUGAAAAAUCCAGUGCGCGUGAGGAAGGGUAUUGAACAAAUGAUGGAGUUUCCGCUACCGGCUGGAGUCGAGGUACUGUCUGUCUCCAUCCCGAGAGUCGCCUCACCUGGACUGGAUUCCAACCCACACGGUGAAAUCCCUUGUGAAUGGCUAGCGCCAUCGGGCAAAUUGAACGAUUUAUCACUUCCGGUGGUGCUGUUCUUUCACGGGGGUGGUUACUGCUGGAUGAGCUCCAAGACUCAUAGGAUUAUCACAGCCCGACUCGCUCUACGAAACAUUAGGGUGUUGUCAGUGGAUUACAGAAUGAGUCCCGAAGAACCUUUUCCAGCUGCAGUAGUCGAUGCAUUCUCAGCUUAUAAAUUCUUGUCAACUGAUAAUAUUGAUUUGCGCAGAGUUGUCAUCAGUGGAGAUUCUGCAGGUGCUGGACUUGCGGUUGCUCUGAUGAUGUAUCUACGUGAUCGGAACGAAAAGAAUCCUGCUGGGUGGGCUCCUCUAACUCCGUGGAUUGACCUUCGAUGUGAUGCUCCAAGCCAGCAUAUAGGGCAGGAAUUCCGAUCGGACGUUAUUGAACGAGGCUCCUUGUUGCUGAAUGUUUACGCGUACACACAAGGUGACAACGGACUUAACGCCACAAAUCAUUUGGUAUCUCCCAUACUGGAUUUGGCCUCUAAAGGGCGACCAUUCCCUCCUAUCUGGCUCUCAACUGGAACAACGGAUUCACUGUUGGCUGAAACAAUAGUUUUGGCAUUGACUUGUUUACGGUCCAGUGAAUCAGUUCACUUGAUGAUUUACGAGGACAUGAACCACGCCUUUCAACUUCGUCGAACAGCGAAUGCCGGCGAACAUGCUAUUGACAGGCAAUCUGAUUUCAUCAAGGCUGUAACAUCAGCAGGAACUUUGAAAAUGAAGAAUCACCUCGCCUUCGUGAAAGCAAACACAUUUGAAGAGGUACCUCUGUCUGCAACUGAUGUGAAAAACACUCUGAAAAGACUGAUUGAGCGUGCUGAGGCCAUUAGCAAACGUGAUUACGAACCGUAUCGCCAAAUGGCGAAUGCCUCGAAUAUCAUGCAAUUUAGGAAAAAGUUUUACAGGCUGAGUGGGCCAUCGCAACAAGUUGUAGUGAAUGGUGAUAGCCAUAUAAUGUCUUACCCUGACGCUGAUGAUUUCAACGAGUUGAUCUCCGAACAGAACAACAGAGCUCAUACGGCAGAGAGCAUCAUGACCAUCCAGAAUGAUCCACACAAUCAAUUCGUCCUACCUCCUACGUCUAGAAGGCAAUAUGCACCGUAUCCACCAUUAGAUUAUCACCCAAGCAUGGCCUAUCCAGAAUUAACACCAUACUAUUUACCAACGUCUUAUCCACCCCCGACUUAUGCUUUCAAGUAUGAUGAGGAUGGUCAGUUGCUGCCCCCUCCUACAACUCCGAUACCGAGCCACCCAUACUAUAGCUAUCCAAACAUACCCCCUCCGCCGUAUCCUCCAAUAUAUUCCAUGCGUCCACCGCCGAUAUUACCACCAUGCUGUCAGAGACUGCAACAACAACCUCCACUACCUGGCGGAGCUGCUCUUCCAAGGAGAAGUUCUGGACCUGUAGAUCAUCACCAUCAACCUCAUAUAUUAAUGCCACAAUACAGACCACAGCAACCAACAGGACCACCGUCACCUAUAUCACCUAGAUCGAUAUCGCCUCCACCUGUUAUUCAAUACGAGACAGUACCUUCUGAACGCAAGAAACGAAAAUCGGCAAACGCCAUCGAAGUCGCAGCUCAGCGGCUUGGAGACGAUGGACACCCGAUUAUGAUACUCUCAACACGAUAUGUUUGCUCUCAUCAAGGAUGUGGCAAGACGUUCUCAACAUCUGGACAUUUACGGAGACAUGCCAAGGCACACACCGGAAUCAAACCGUAUGCUUGCCCAAUAGUUGGUUGUCAAAGCAAAUUCUCUCGCCAAGACAAUUGUUCACAACACUACAAAGUGCAUCAACGUCGACUUGACCAAGAACGAGAAGGACGAACAUCUACAUCACCAGCCUCUCAAUCGAAUAAUACGCCAAUGACAAUAAAUAGCCUAAAUCCGUCCCCAGCUGGUACAUCAACUGAAUCAGAUACUUCGCCGUACGAGUCGGGAAGUCCAUUUGAAAAUCAAGGAUAUGACGACUAUGGUUUGCCAACCUCACCAAACUUUGGUUUACCGACUCGUAAUCGCAUUGACAUCUUGCAUACACCACCAGACAUCCUCACACCACCGAACUCUACUCCGGGUGGCCUGAUGACACCGGCAGUGUCGACGCCAGCCUUCACACCUAAAAAUGAAUUGGAGGAUGUGGAUCUGUCACGGUUUGCCGAUGCCUUGUCACAACACAAUAGGAUGAAUGGGAUUAGGAAAGGGGAAGACGAUGUGUGA
This is a messenger RNA of Synchytrium microbalum, 2511 nucleotides long. RefSeq lists its product as uncharacterized. The transcript is spliced from 12 exons. The coding region runs from base 1 to 2511 and encodes 836 amino acids. Lineage: Eukaryota; Fungi; Chytridiomycota; Chytridiomycetes; Synchytriales; Synchytriaceae. The record is from RefSeq and is a predicted model, not a curated record. Gene Ontology annotation, molecular function: hydrolase activity.